CUAGGGGUUGAAAAUUAGUGUACGAAACGCCGCGGUAAUGGAAAGAGUGCUUAAGCGUGUGGGGCUGUCGAAAAGAACAGAAUCCGAUGUUACAUCGCAAAACGCCAAUGCAACCAAUGACGGGAGCAAAAUACGAAGACGCCGAAGAAGCAAAUCACGCCGACCUCCCAGUCAGGAGAACAAAAAAACAAGAGGUCUAUUUAAUAUUGAUUGGGAGUCUGUAAAGGAUUGUAGAUCCUGUAAAUCUCGAGCUAUCACGAGGAAAUUCUGCAGCAAGAGAAGCGACAAUGAACUCUACAGAUCCAACAGUUUUAAAUUCGAACGUUUCAUCAGAGGCAACGAGGAAUCAUCAACUUUGAGUGAAAAGAUUGCUGUUUGUGACGAAUACAGCCUGCCAGCAGAUCACUUGCAAAAAAAACGACCAAAUAGUAUCGCAGUUCCUAGUCUAUCUGAAUGGAAUCCUUCCAGUCCAAACGAAGAGAAGAUUGAGAUUUUAGAGACAUACUCGAAUCCUCGAGACUCCAGACAACAAUUGAGUCAGGAAGAAGACACUAAAUACCUUACAAGUCCAGAUAGGGAGUAUUCCCAACCAUACACCACAGAAGGAUCAUCGGAACCUUCUUCCGAUGAGGAAUUCUUCGGUCACCAGAUAACAAUCACCAAACACAUCAACCUAAACUCCCCAGACAGCAUCACCGAAGGCAUCUUUCCACAACUCGGAAUCAAAUCACCAAUUAAAGUAGAGGCCAAGCGCCACCCCUCUCCCUACUACUACGGCGACCUCUUCAAAAACAGAUCCGAGUCACCUGCGAAGACCGACGUUAAGUCGACAAAGAGCCUAGAUCAACCCGCCAAGCAGCAAUUAUUCCCGAAGGUGGCCAGAGAUGUGCUGACCACCAAAUCGCAAAACAAUCAAAAGAACAAAACGUCCCAAAAGAAGUACAGGAAGUGCGCGAGUCUACAGAGCGCGAAUGCGAGGCAGCUGAGAGCUAGAUCGAGACAGAAGUACCAGAAGAGUUCUAGCGUCGAUACCCAGAGUACCGAUUCUAGGGAUGUGCCCCACGAAUUGGUUAUGCCACCUAAUAGAUAUAUAUCACCAUGUGACUGUAUGACCGCCGAAUAUGGACUAGAGGACGAGAUGACACGCCAAAGACAUGUCUACGAAACGGCCUUCGACUGUCGCAUCAACAAGUCAGACGAUGAUCUGGACCAGAUAGAUCAGGUCUCGAAUCAUCCUAUUCUCCUUCAGCUCAGCGCAGUGAAAGAGAUGAGAACAAGCAAUUCCGUCGAAAAGAACACAAUUCACAGCAGGAGGAAUGUCUCUCUGCAUUGUCCAAAACCGAGCCAAGUUGACAAUAAUAUCAACAACCUUUCUCAAGAAAUACAGAAUAUUCACAUACACGAAGAAGGGAUAUCCGGUACCUCUGGAGUCCUCUCUUUGCCACUUAGAGGAUUCACCCCAUCGCCUCCGUCCACUGCUCCGUUGCCCACCAAGUUCCACGGCAAAGAGCUAGUGAUGAAUAGCAUCCGAAGUGCUCCAAACCUUCCCGCGCAUCAGAAAGCAAGACUCAAAGACCUUCAUCUACCUGUAAAAUCCCUCAGAGGUAAAACGAACACCAGCAGUAGCGGCAGCUUACAAAUUCCCGGUAGUGCUUUCGAAAUAGAAUUAGGUAAAACAAAUAUCAUAGCCGAGUUCAAAGGUAGGCCCAGCCAUUCCAGAGAAAAUAAACAGGAAAGAAUAAUGGAAAUCAAGGACCGGCCAAGAAAGGAGAGUCUACUGGCGAAAAGAGGCAAGGAAAAUGGAAAAACAACCCUCCUGGAUUUCAGGGGUAGAAGGCCCAAAUACUCCAGCACUGAAAGCAUGACCACCAGCAGCAGUGGCGGUAGUAUGGAGAGCAUCAAGAGCAGUACCAGCGAAGGCAACAGAAGCACCACGAGCUCUGAGAGUCGACACUCCUCUUCUCUGAGUUCCCAUAGUUCAGAUUCGGCAGGAAUCCCGAAGUAUCCGAUCAUUCAAACUUCCGCAUUCCUAUCGCAAUCGAAUAAACUUCACAUUCUGAGUCCUAUUUCUGACAAGUCGUCCCAAGAACCAAUCUCUGAAACUUCAGAUAACAACAGGAACAACAAUUCCCAAAAAUGUUCGCCGGAAGAAGUAGUCUGCACGCCGGAAGUGCUGAAGAAUAAGAGACGACUUCCGCAAAAUAAAAAUUUACUCAAUCUGGGCUUUAGGAUAGGGGAUCCCGAAAUCCAAGGAUCUGACAGCGGUAUAUCCAUACAAUCUAGGGAAGGAAUAAAAUCCCGAUUUGGUUUCACUUUGGCAGAAAUCAAUGUUCCAAGUCAGCCAGAUCUCUCCGAUUUACCUUUCGAUAUGCCCAAAUUGAGAAGAAGAAGAUUGAUUCCAACCCAGGAUGCUUGUACUUCUGGAAGUGCAACAUCUGUAGAUGUUCGAGAUUUACCGUUUGAUAUGCCGAAAUUGAGGCGUAGAUUAAGGAUACAACAGACCAAUAAUGAAUCAGUGUCACAGGCCUCAUCUAGUCAAAGUGUUGUGGAAGCCGAUAGAGAUGGAUCAUCGUUCAGACCAAACCUCACCCUCAACCUAGGGGACUUUAGCAAUCGUCAAAGACCAUGUCUAGGAUUGGCGCUUAUGGGUCUGAAUCUCAGUGUGAACAAUCCUUCUUCCCAAAAUUCAGACCAGGUUGAUACUAAUUUGCCUUUGGAGAAACAAGGGUGGUUCCAUGGGGCUAUAACAAGAAUUGAGGCUGAAAAUGUGCUGAGACUUUUGGAAGAGGGCAGCUUUCUAGUAAGGAACAGCGAAUCUGCCAAACAGGAUUAUUCCUUAUCUCUCAAGAGUGCGAAAGGCUUCAUGCAUAUGCGAAUUCAAAAGAGUGAAGUUGACGGUUGUUACAUUUUGGGACAAUUCAGCAAACCGUUUGCCUCUAUUCCCGAAAUGAUACGUCACUUUUCUAUCAAUAGACUACCAAUCAGAGGAGCUGAACAUAUGUGCUUGUUGCAACCAGUUAUUGUGCAACUAUUAUGAUAAAUUUCCUGAAUUUUUACGUAAUACACCAUCCGCCAUUGGUACUGUUUCAAUUAUAAUGAUAAUUUGAUACGAUUAGAUUCGAAGAAGUUAUAAUAAUAUUACGGAUAUCCCUAGAUAUUCCAAAUGUGAAAUUUUGGUAGAAAGUAAAUUGCAUCCUGCGAAGAAUACCUCAAAUUCUUGAAUGUCAUACCAUCGUCGUUUUAUAAAUCAACAUUUUAUUCGAUUAAGACAAAUUUUGUAUUUUUCACUUCUGAAAGGAGUGUUUCACUUUGUUUAUUAUAAUUGCUUACAUAUCAUAGUUGAUAUUCUGUUCGUUAUAUCUGUGCAAUAUUUUGAGGACAAAUAGAGUUAAUAAUUGGAUAGGUUGUUGUUCUAGUUGAAUUUUUGUUUUUUCUUGAUUAUACGUGGUAUUUUUGAAGAGCUACAAACUGAAUUGCCAAAAUAAAAAUGACUGUGAAUAAUAAUUUAUACUUAUAUAUAAUUAUAUUAUAUACAUCUCAAUGUUCUGUUGUAGUAAAUAGGAAGUGUAGUGAUUAGGUAAGUGUUUUAGAUUUAGUAUUUUAUGAAGAAAAGUGCAGCAAAUAUAAAUACUAUUUCGUCACAUUUCACUCAUAUUAAUACCCAUUAUAAUAAUAUAUUCGAAUUAUUUUUAAUAAAAUAUAAUUUACAAUUUCCAAGAUAUUACAAAAUAUUAUCGGUAGGUUGACUUUACAUCCAGAUGAUUUGUUUAGUCUAGAACUUUGUGAUGAAUGUGUUAAUAUGGGACUGAAUAAACA
This is a messenger RNA of Harmonia axyridis, 3816 nucleotides long. RefSeq lists its product as uncharacterized. The coding region runs from base 38 to 3037 and encodes 999 amino acids. The transcript has 9 exons. Gene Ontology annotation, molecular function: phosphotyrosine residue binding. The record is from RefSeq and is a predicted model, not a curated record. NCBI's taxonomy places the organism in Eukaryota, Metazoa, Arthropoda, Insecta, Coleoptera, Coccinellidae.